CUUCCCCGUGCGUCACUGAGCGCGUGAAGUUGCUCUGCGCUGUUUCCACACAAGAUGAAAAGUUCGUUCAGUCUCUCUGAUGGAUCGCAAAAGUUAACGAACAAUCCGAAAGUGUCCGGCGAACUUUGUGAAUGAUUCGCACCUCAUCUCUGCUGUUCUCUCUUGAUAAAGUCUCUUCACGAGAACUUUAAUGGAUGUUCGCGAGAUGCGUUUCACUUUCCUGCGCAGAAAAACUUUCCAGUGAUCAAAGUGAUUCGGUCGUGUUUGGAGAUUCGACUCACCCCGGCAGAACUCGAACUGUUAAGAAUGGAGGCCGAUGUGCCCACAGCCGCAGAGAAGAAAGACUGUAAGACGUCCGUUCUCAAUGGAAAUGGCUUCAGUGAGCUGCCCAAAAAACCCUCCUCAUCAUCCCUUUCUAGAGGCCCCCAUCAUAUAUUCCCAACUUUCCAUUCGCCGAUCCCCAUCGAUGUGCGUCACCACGAGGGAAGAUACCACUACGAACCCCACGCUCUCCAUGCCUUACACGGGCCUCCAGGGUUAGCGGGAAGUCCAGUGCUUUCGGACAUCUCUCUCAUCCGUCUGUCUCCGGGGGGUGGCGGAGAGACCACCUUCCUCCCGCCUCACUCUUACGUCUCGCCUCAUAUGGAGCAUUACCUGCGCUCGGCACAUGGCAGUCCCACACUCUCCAUGAUCUCGGCCGCUCGUGGAUUGAGUCCAGCUGACGUGGCUCAUGAGCAUCUGAAGGAGCGAGGGCUGUUUGGUUUGCCCCCUCCUCCUCCCGGUGCGACCCCAGCGGAGUAUUACCACCUCCUGACCGGACACAUGAACCCGUACGGGGAGCUGUUCAUGCAGGGCGCAGGGGCGGCUGCAGCUCACCUGCCUGACUACUUCACACCUGUGGACGUGUCUCGGUUCCCUAGUCCUCGUUUGACACCCCGGUUGAGUCGGAAGCGAGCGCUGUCCAUCUCUCCUCUCUCAGAUGCCAGUAUCGACCUUCAGACUAUGAUCCGCACCUCGCCCAAUUCUCUGGUGGCCUACAUCAAUAACUCCCGAUCCAGUUCAGCCGCUAGCAGCUCAUACGGACACUUGUCUGUUGGAGGCAUCAGUCCGUCUUUUCCCUUCCAUCCCUCCAUUAAUCCAGUGGCGUAUCAGCAGCUGUUGUCUCAGCAGAGAGGUCUCAGUGCGUUCUGUCCCACGCCGCCACUCAUACAACCAUCACCAACAUUCUCCACCAGACAGCACGGCAUCAACAUCUCCAGCCUCACCUCACCCACCACCAAUGACACUGAGACCAAGAACAUGAGUGGUGACUCUGCGGUAAGCAGCACCAUGAACCCCCUGAACAACAAGAGGUCAAAGUUCAAGAAUGAAUUGGAUGAGCCACGACCAGCAUCGCCAUGCUCUCCGGAUCAUCUGGGCGGUGCACUGGACCUGAAGGAAGACCUGGACGACUGCAAACAGGAAGCAGAGGUUGUGUACGAGACAAACUGCCACUGGGAGGGCUGCAGCAAAGAGUACGACACACAAGAGCAGCUGGUGCAUCACAUCAAUAACGAACACAUCCACGGGGAGAAGAAGGAGUUCGUGUGCCGCUGGGACGAGUGCUCGCGUGAACAGAAGCCGUUUAAAGCGCAGUAUAUGCUGGUGGUGCACAUGCGCAGACACACGGGGGAGAAACCGCACAAAUGCACUUUUGAGGGCUGCUCUAAAGCAUACUCACGUCUGGAGAAUCUGAAGACACACUUGCGUUCACACACCGGAGAGAAACCCUACGUGUGCGAACAUGAGGGAUGCAACAAGGCCUUCUCAAACGCCUCGGAUCGAGCCAAACACCAGAACCGCACACACUCCAAUGAGAAACCCUAUGUGUGUAAGAUUCCCGGCUGUACGAAGCGCUACACCGAUCCCAGCUCGCUACGGAAACACGUCAAAACCGUCCACGGGCCCGAGGCGCACGUCACCAAGAAACAGCGUGGCGAGCUGCCAUCACGACCUCACCAGCCCAAGGAAAAUGUCGAUUACGAGUCGGGAACCAAGCUGUCUGUCCAGACGGUGGAGGAGAAACUCGAAGCCAACAGCACAACUAGAGGCGUGGAGGACUAUCUGCAGGUCAAGUCAAUAAAGACUGAGAAGUCUAUGAUGUAUCAGUCCAGCCCUGGUGGUCAGUCAUCAUGUAGCAGCAAGCCAUCACCACUUGGCAGUGCCAGCUACCAUGAUGGUGGAGUAGAGCUGAUGGGACUUAGCGGGGGCAGCAUGGGAGAUCUGAGCGCCCUGGACGACAUGCCCCUCAUGGACUCUACCGUCUCCACGGGAUUGUUGGGCCUCCACCGUCACAAGAAUGCCAGCUCUGCACACAAACUCACACACUUGAAGCAGGAAAAGCUAAAGUCAGUGAGGGACUCGUGCUUCUGGGCAAACCCAGCUCCUCCUGCCCCCAGCACCAAACUACCACCCAUCAGUACCAGUUCUUUGUUGGAAAGUUCUGGCAGACUCUGUGAUCCGGGGCUCUCCAGCCCACGCCUGGGUGACCUUUGCCCUGGUAAGACUAUGAUUCUGAGUCAGCUGGUAGAGCGUCGGGACAGCCUGGCCAGCACAGUGAGCUCGGCCUACACUCUCAGCCGACGUUCCUCCGGUAUCUCCCCCUGCUAUUCCAGCCGUCGUUCCAGCCAAACCUCUCAACCUGGCGGUCGCAUUUACAACAUAAGCUCAGCCGGAUCCUACGACCCCAUCUCCACAGACCUAUCCAGAAGAUCCAGUGAGGCCAGCCAAUGUGGAGGACUCCCCAGCCUGCUCAGUCUCACUCCUGCCCAACACUACAGACUCAAAGCCAAGUAUGCUGCUGCCACAGGGGGUGCUCCACCAACCCCUCUACCCAAUAUGGACCGCAUGAGCCUGAAGACUCGCAUGGCCUUGUUUGGGGACUCCCAUGAAAUUACCUUGUUCCCAGUCCAUCCACCCACAGUUCCAAGGAGGUGUAGUGACACCAGCUAUGCUAAUGGUAGCGUUUUGCCCCAUGAGGUACCAGGCAACAUCACACGAAGGGCAAGUGACCCAAUUCGAAGAGUGGGCAUAGAGCACCAUUCUCUCCAUCAAGGGCAGCGUUUCAACAGCAUGAAUAAUGUCAACCACUACUCUAGCCAACAUGUCAACCUACAUCAACUUGAGGGUAACGUAAACUGCCACCUGUAUCCACCCCGGCCUCCUAGCAUUUCAGAGAAUAUUGCGAUGGAAACCCUGGCAAGUGACAUGGACAAUCAGAACACUGGUCUUGAUGAUGCCAUCAUGUUACCAGAUGAUGUUGUUCAGUACCUCACAUCUCAGAAUGGAGGCUCCACCCAACAUACAGCGACAGCACACCGUGUGCAGGGCAUCCAUGGCUUCAGCUCUCCACAGCAACAGCAGUGCCAUUACCAAAGUGCGCCGGCCUUGGUGGAGGGCAGCAUGAAUAGCGUAACGCAACAAACAGCAGCUUCCUGUCAGAUGAGUCCAAGCUCUCAGCAGACAUUCCCAGGCUCCCCCAAUGCCAUCAAGAGCCAGAUGCCAGUGCAGUGGAACGAGGUCAGUUCAGGGACAGUGGAUUCGACUCACUGUCAGACCAAGCAGGGAAACAUCAGCACAAUCCAUCAAAAACAAAACCUCAGCCCUUCUCAGAACCUCAGUUCCAACCAGCAAGUUGGGCUAAUGAGUCAGAACCUCACUCAAGCUGCCCAACAGAAUCACGUGCAAAGGAAUAGCGCAUUUAUUUCCCAGAAAAUGACCUGUGGGCCAACUCAAAGGCAAUCACUGCAUCAGACUGACUUUCUGCACAGGUACCAUCAGGGCUCUGCUUCAAGUGACAUAAGUGGAAAUAACAACCAACUCCAGUCUCACAGAAACAUGAUAGGGCUCAGUGUAGGUUUGCCGAGCCCAUCUGGUAAAACACUGAUGGCACAGCCUGCCAGCGAACAGAAUAACAGGGUGCAAGAUGAGCCAGUGACAAGUCAAAACCAUGCUACUUUUCAGAAUAAUCAGGAAAAUUAUUCCCAGUUGAACAUCAACCAGCAAGGCUAUGGCAUUCCAGCCCAGAAUCCCAUGCUGAACAGAAACCAUGGGAAUCUACAGCCAAGACCGCCCACAGAACCCAAGCCUUACAGCCGGCAAAUCACAGGGCCAAUGUCAACUGCAACGCAGCAACUUGGUUACCCACAAUCCAACUGUAACCCAGCAUAUGACACCUCAGAACCAAGACCAAAAAAAUCAGGCAAUGUGGGUGUUAACAGCUCAGAUACCAACACCAUGUUCUACACUGGUCAGAUUCACAUGUUCGAUUCCAACAGUCUAGCAAUGGUGGACACAGUGCAGCAUGGGACAGAUAGCAUAGCCAUGGCUGCAUUAGGCUCCCCUGAAUCAAAUCAGGUCUCCAGCACGGUGGAUUCAAAUGGAGCAGAGCAUCUGCAGAUUGACUUUGACGCCAUGCUGGAUGACGGCGAUCACGCCAGCCUCAUAUCAGGAACUUUAAGUCCCACCCUCCUCCGCAGCUUUUCCCAGAAUUCCUCCCGCCUCACCACACCCAGGAACUCCGUGACAUUGCCCCCGGUGGCUGCGGGAAUCGGCAACAUGGCCAUCGGAGACAUGAGUUCCAUGCUUACUGCACUCGCAGAGGAGAGCAAGUUCCUCAAUAUGAUGUCAUAGGAAAAACAGGAAGUAAUAUUUAAAGAGACAGAGUGAGACCUAUGUGACUUUGAACGCAAUAUAACCGAAUAUUGUAUAAAACAACAUUUAAAAUCCUUUUAAAAAGUGUAUUAUUCUGUACAGUAUUAGUUAAGACUUUGGUAGUGUCUUUUGUUGGCUUUUGUUUGUUCAAGAAGCCAUACUUUGCCUUAGAAAAGUGUAUACAGUGCAUAUGUAAACAGAGAAUUUGAAAAGUGGCAGUCCAGUAUUUUUAUAUAUCCUUUGAAGUGACAAAAUGAAAACAGGAAAAGUGCCUCGGUGUGCACAAGCAUAUGGAGGAAUAACAUUACACUAGAACAGAACGGGACUUUAUCAUUUCUGUCGUCUUCAAGGGAUACGAAGAGGUUUUGUAUAUUCUGUAAAUUAUUGUACUUUCUAUCAUGUUUGUAUCAGACAUAAGAGAAGCUCCAAAUUAUUGAUACCACAGAUGGAGUAUUAUAAAAUGCUUUUUUUGGUUUAUGGAGGACCAGAAUGGGAUCAUAAAGGAACAUAACAGCGCUCUAAAGAGAUGUACUAAAGAGAUUAUGACUCUCAUGUCUGAACCGGGCUCAAUCUGAGCGAAACACAGAACUGAUUAUCAAAAAACAUAUGCGUAGGCUGUCCCGAUGUACACAGACUCCUUUUACAAGG
Molecule: messenger RNA, 5340 nt
Organism: Xyrauchen texanus (razorback sucker)
Lineage: Eukaryota; Metazoa; Chordata; Actinopteri; Cypriniformes; Catostomidae
Product: zinc finger protein GLI2-like
Exons: 14
Coding region: 307-4671 (1454 amino acids)
Biological process (GO): regulation of transcription by RNA polymerase II; smoothened signaling pathway
Cellular component (GO): nucleus
Molecular function (GO): RNA polymerase II cis-regulatory region sequence-specific DNA binding; DNA-binding transcription factor activity, RNA polymerase II-specific
Source: RefSeq, a predicted model, not a curated record